UCCCCCCAUUUCAAACCCAACCCCACCCCCUACCACACCACAUCACCUAGGGUUCCUUUUCUUCCAUCCAGGUCGUCAACCCGAAGAAGCUCGUCGAUCCAUGGACAAGUACGAGAAGCUGGAGAAGGUGGGGGAGGGCACCUACGGCAAGGUGUACAAGGCGCGGGUGGCGGCGACGGGGCAGCUGGUGGCGCUCAAGAAGACCCGCCUCGAGAUGGACGAGGAGGGGAUCCCGCCCACCGCGCUGCGCGAGAUCUCCCUCCUCCGCCUCCUCUCCGCCUCCCUCUACGUCGUCCGCCUCCUCUCCGUCGAGCAGGUCACCAAACCCUGCGGCAAGACCGUCCUCUACCUCGUCUUCGAGUUCCUCGACACCGACCUCAAGAAGUUCGUCGACGGCUUCCGCAAGGGGCCAUCGCCCAGGCCGCUCCCCACGCAGGUCGUCAAGAGUUUCUUAUACCAGUUGUGCAAAGGAACUGCGCAUUGCCACGGCCAUGGCGUCCUUCACCGGGAUUUAAAGCCACAAAACUUGUUGAUCGACAAGGAGAAAGGGGUACUGAAAAUUGCAGAUCUUGGGCUAAGCAGAGCUUUUACAGUUCCCAUGAAAAGCUACACCCAUGAGAUUGUGACACUCUGGUAUAGAGCUCCGGAAGUUUUACUUGGAGCCACACAUUACUCAACUGGUGUUGACAUUUGGUCCAUCGGUUGCAUCUUUGCUGAAAUGGUCAGAAGACAAGCUCUUUUUCCUGGCGACUCAGAGUUGCAACAGCUGCUUCACAUUUUCAGGUUGUUGGGAACUCCUACUGAAGAGCAGUGGCCUGGAGUAUGCGCUUUGAGAGACUGGCAUGACUAUCCACAGUGGAAGCCACAAAAUUUGGCACGUGCAGUUCCAACACUGGAGCCUGAAGGACUUGACCUGUUAUCGAAAAUGCUUCAGUUUGAUCCAGCGAACAGGAUCUCAGCUAAAGCGGCAAUGGAGCAUCGCUACUUCGACAGCCUGGACAAGUCCCAGUUCUAGUUGUUAUUGUUGCCUUAGACCAAGUUGGGCCUUCGCCAUGGAGCGGGGAGAUUGGAGAUUUGAUUUGCUUGCCAUCUAGGCAACUGAACUGGUCACUUGCGCUGCAAUGUUAUCUCAUGAUUCCUUGAUGUUUUUAUCUUUUAUUAUUAUUAUUAUUUUUAAACAAGGCAGCAGAUUUUCCAUUAAGACUGGAGUUCAAAAGUAAA
Hordeum vulgare subsp. vulgare (domesticated barley) is the source of this 1221-nucleotide messenger RNA. RefSeq names its product cyclin-dependent kinase B1-1. NCBI's taxonomy places the organism in Eukaryota, Viridiplantae, Streptophyta, Magnoliopsida, Poales, Poaceae. Gene Ontology annotation, molecular function: cyclin binding; cyclin-dependent protein serine/threonine kinase activity; ATP binding. Gene Ontology annotation, cellular component: cytoplasm; cyclin-dependent protein kinase holoenzyme complex; nucleus. The transcript has 7 exons. Gene Ontology annotation, biological process: protein phosphorylation; regulation of G2/M transition of mitotic cell cycle; G1/S transition of mitotic cell cycle. Bases 101 to 1015 code for a protein of 304 amino acids. The record is from RefSeq and is a predicted model, not a curated record.